GCCUUUGCCCAAGGGCCUCCAAAACCUCUCGGCGGUCUUUUACAGAAAGGGGGGAAGGAACCUUGAUGGAAGGAGCCACUGAUCUGUAAUUAAUAAUUUUAGAUCAUUUUUUAGAUCAUUUUAGAUCACAUGGCAGGAGCCACUGCUCAUAAUUUUUAGAUUAGUAAGAGCCGGUAAAUUGAAUUGAAAUUGUGAAUUGUUGUUGUUGGAUUGCCUCGUUAUAGUAGAUUUUGUUGCUAUGAGAAGUGAAAAUCGAGCGUAGUUGCUAAGGACCUACAAGGACAAAGAUGGCGACCAUGCCAUAUUAAAAUCAGGCCUACUGCUAAACAUCGCCCGAAAGUUCAAUUCAAACAUGGACGAAACAAUAAAAAAUCUACUUUCUCAAGCUGCUAGUGGAAAUGGAAAUGAAGAAAAGCUAUUUGAUGCAUACGCAAAGCUAAAAAGAAGUCAGGAGUCCACCGAUCAACCAAAUGCCUUUGGUGCUGAAAUUUUUGUUGUUUGUGCAGAGGCAGCGCUGCAGAAUGAACAGCUCAGCAUCGUAGAGGACUGCCUUAAGAUGUUCUUUCAAAAAGCUGCAUCAGGUAAUGAUCAUCUUGGAAGGGCCUACAUAUGCCAGGCACAUCUAAAUAAACCGGCAUCAGGCAAAUUUCCAGAUCAACUAGAAAAAUGUGCCACGUUUCUAUUAAAGGCAAUAAACUUUGGUAAAUUGAAUAAAAGGCAUCACUACUUGGUUUAUAACGGAUCUGUGCUUUACUGGUCGUUUGCACGGCCAUUUGUUCAGCCAGGUAUUCAAUAUGGAUUGGCAAAAACCUUGCAUCAAAUCGUGAAAGCACUGGAUGACAUUGAUGACAAAGAUUAUGAAUGGCGUUUACAAUUAAUGAUAGCUCUGAUUGAAUGUUAUUUGGACGGAGGCAAGAAAGAAGACGCUUCGCACGUAAGCACUGCAGCUGCAUCGUUUGCUAAAGCAUACUGUCCAAACAUGUACAAGACUAUCUUAGCACUGCAAGUUCAACACAAGUUGAUUGAUCAGUCGAAGCUCCUCAAAGAGUCGAAACUUUCAAAUGACCUUGUAAUCUACAUAAAAAUCCUCAAGCUCAAAUCACAAAUUGAGAGCUCGGAAAAGGUUGACAUCGAUUUAGAAUUAGAUAAGCUUUAUCGGGCAAUCUGCAAUGACGGUGUUGAGACACCUGGCACUGGAAGAUCUACCAGAAUAGGACAGACGUCUUCAAUUGGACCGAUUUCACAAACAGAAAAGCUUCCACUUUUGCUUGACUUGGCAAGGUUGUGUAUAGAAUGCGGGAAAGCACACCAAGCUGAAGACUGCCUUGCUGCAACUAUAGGCAAAGUUAAGGAUGAAAGCGUUAAAGUAGAGAUUGAUUUCCUGAAAACCGAAGUUGCAGCCCUAAAGCUUAAAGAAAUGAAAAAUAUGUACACGAAAAAUAAUGUCGAGAAAAGAAAAACUGAAAUUGACGUUCUUGAGGAUAACAUCUUUUCUGCAAUUCGCCUUAAAAUACCAAGCCUCAUACAACAUGGUUGCAUUACGAUGUGGAACCUUUGUUUGCCUCUAUUGCAAAAAGGUUUACGGAAGGUAGUAAAAGGGCCGUUAAAAGUCGUCUCCGAAGCACUUGAAGACAUUGAUAGCUUGCUGAUCGGAAUGCGAUGUCAAAUUCAUAUUGAAAUAGCUAAAUGCGAGGAGGAGAACGAGCAACUUGAGUAUGCAAUGAGUCAUCUAAAGAAGGCCCUUCUUCUUGACGAAAACGGGCAAUUCAAGAGCAGAAUCGAAGCGUCUUUACAUCGACUUGAAUUAAGAUCAAUGCUAUACCAAACCCCGGAGCGACCAGAGGACAUUGCGGCAUUGAUCAUCGAACAGGCUAGGUCUACAAAGGAGGCUGGCACACUGCAGAUGAAACGUGCUUCUCUAAUAGAGGCUGGCCUUACUCUUGCACCUGAUGCCUUCAAUCUAGUGAUGGAUGGUGAAGCUGGUCUUACUCAGGCCAGAGGAACUCCUUCCAAUCCAAAAUUGCUUGAAGAAAAAGUAGCAAAAUAUUGUAACAGUAUGACAAAAAUUUCCGGUCAUUUGAAAAGAAUAGAGAAUAUGAACGACAGAGAAAGAGUGCAGAUAUGGGCAGAUUUAACGAAGACGGCCAGGAAGCAACAUGUAUGGGAUGUAACAAGAGUUGCAGCAAAGUUCUGUCUUAUGUACGAUGAUGGUAGAUGGGAGAUGACAAAAAGAGAGUCAAGUGCUAAAGAUGAACAUAAACAAGCCCCCAACACAGCUAAUGGCAAUGUUUCGCAUGAAACAACCACCAGCAAGAACAUUUCCCCACCCAUAGAAAAGAUGUCAGACGAAAACAAAGAUGUACUUGGAAUCAUUGCAGAAAUACAUUUCAUUUACUCAGAGGCUUUGGUUCAGCUGCUACAAGUGGAGGGUGUUAAACUACUGGAGAACCCUGUGCCAAUUGAAGACAGCAGCUUCAAGCCAAAAAGCCGAGAAGGGACAGAAAUCAAGGCCGAGGAGACGAAGGAGUGGAAGAUCUACAGUGAGUGGAUCGAAUCAAUCUCAACGGAAGCAGUCCAUGGCUUUCACCGUGGAGCAAAGCUUGGUGCAGACAUGACAGCACCAUGGUUCAUCUGCAAUGCUGGCAUCUAUUUAUGGAAUUAUACCAACCACUUCUUGGCUGCUGGCAACUUUUUAGCGUUGACCAAAGUCUACCAGCCACUUUACGACAGCAUGAAGACCAUUGGCUAUUCAGAGGAUGUUACAUUUUUUUGCACAUUUGCACACGCUCUUGCAAAAGGCUAUAUGCAAAAUCACCUUCCAAACUCAAGGCAAUCAACCCCUGUUCCUGCAACAGAAAAGGAUAAAAAAUGGCGUACUGGAAAACAGAGUGCCUCACCUACUCACUCCAAGAGCAAAGCCUACGCUAUAACCAAUGACCCGGAGGCUUUGAACGAGCUAAAACAAGCUUUAGAGAUCCUGGAGCAUGCCCUUAAUCUAACGAGUGUAGCAGAUAAUCGAUAUAUGGUGCCCAUUUCAACGCGACAUCCAUUGAUAAAGAGCUGGGUGCUUUGUAAGAUGCUGACUGGACAACCGUUGCCAAAGAACCUUGGACAUGAUGACGAGAAUCCUGACAGCCAAGGACCAAUGAGCAAAGCAUUAUGUGCCAUGGAAGCUCUUGUCUUGCAGCAGAAAUAUACCUGUGACAUGAUGAACUGUCCAGGACUGUUUGAAGCAAUAAAGCUUGUUGAGAAUUGCAAAUGGAGUGAUCACCUCGUUGAAAUAGAAAUAUGGACCCGUCUUGCGUUUUUGGCUUCAAAGUCUUCAUUUUGCCAGAUUGUACUUCAAUGUGGAGAGAAAGCGUUGGAACUUGCCAAAACCCGAAAGAGCCUAAAUUACGAGAAACUAAAUGACAUGAUGAAACACAAGUACAAAGUCGAGCAAGAACUGCUCCACUACACGUCAGUUCUGAUGGGUGAAAAUUUAGUGGCCAUUAUGCAUGGCAGAAGCGAGGCUCGACACCAAGCACUAAAUCACUUUUUCGAGGCUUGCAGAUUUGCUACAAAGGCGAGGAACUACCAACUUGCCAUGUCUGCUGCAAAACAUUAUUGGAAUACAGUCCAGUCUUUUAUUUCAACACCCAUUGAGAGGAAACUUCUUAAGGAGCCAAUCAAAGCCCUAUUGAAAUGCAUUGCUGAUGCAUGGAAGCAUUCAGGAUUUAGGGAGAGUCAAGACAAGAAUGAUGACGGAGAGGAUGGUAGAAGAAAAGUACAAAAACCUUCUUUGGUUAAAAGCUCGCCUGGAGCAAAGAAAAAGGAAAAGGCAAAACCCAGUCACAUUUCGAAGAAAAGUGCUGCUAGUGGAUCACAUGUACGGAUUGGCGAAGAGGAUUUCCUUGGUGAAGAAGAAAGAGAAAAGUCAAGUAUGGAUGCUGAUUUGACUUUGCGAGCUUCGUUGUAUGGAGUGCUCUUCCAGGCCUAUUCCGACACGGGUGACUGGAUAAAUGGUCUAAAGGCUAUGGAUGAGGCUGUGAAAGUGAUGCCAAAAACUCAUCAUAGACUGCUGAUAUUCAAGCAUAGAGUGAUAAUGAAUGCUAGGCUCGGAAAUCCUGUGCAGUUUGACAUGGGAAAAUUCAAGGAUAGUGAUGAGUUGUUGAUAUCAUCAAUGUGGCACAGGGUCGCAAGGAACUCAAACCUUCCUAAAGAUCAGUUAAUUGCAUAUAUGAAUGCAAUUGAGUGUUUGCAGAGCCCUGGGAGCGAAUGGCAGAAAGUUGAUUUCCUCUCAGACUUUGCUGAUUGGUUGUUUGUGAAUGAAUUCCCUUUGUCAGACUGCCUUGAUCACCUGGAAGCUGCUAUGGAUAUAGUUGUCGAUGUCAUUAUAUCAAAAAAUUCUCUUGUUUUAGUACCAAGAAGUGCACGAAUAAGUGACAAGAAUAUCAAAAUCUCAAACGAUAAUGACAUAAAGACAAUAAUCAGUGACUGUGUUGACAUGCAAAGCCUAGAAACACUUGCUAGGCUGCACAUAAUGUCGGCACAGAUGCAAGAAGGUUCUACUCCGAAAUCACAAGAGUAUAUCCUGACCGCCGCUUAUUGCAUCCAGAGACUUUGGCAGAACUCAAUAAGAAUCGGAGAAAAGGCGAUGCGAGACGGUGUAAAACCAGGAGAGCGCCCCUUCUCCAAAGCAGAAUCUAGGAAGAAAGAUGCAAACAAAAUUGAUCGUGUGGCAUCAAAGACAUGCAUUCCGUUUUCUCUUGAACAAUGGGCAACUUUCGCUCUGCCAGAAAGACUGAAAGAGUAUUUUAAACAAGACGUUUCUGGCUGUUUCAUUAGUGAAAGAAGUAUUAAAAAGCCGGAGCUGACGUUUUAUUACAUGGAAGCUCUGAAUAAUUCACUGUGCCAGCAUGGGUAUCACCCUCUGUGUCUUCCUGUCUGCGCGUUCAACUGUUUUAUUGCAACGGAGAUACUUGAAGACAAAUUUUUGAUAACUUUGUCAAAGCUUCAGCUCUUAGAUAUUCUCAACGAUCUAGAAAUGGUUUCCGCCAGCUGCAAUUUAUCUAGAUCACUUGGGCCUCAGUAUAUCACAGAAGAAGAUAAAGCAGAAUCAAGAGAAAAAGUUCUUAUUUGGAAAGAGAAAGAGGCCCAAGUGUAUGCAGAAGAAUCGAAGCAUGUAAUGGAAAUUAAAGCCAACAAGCCAAGCACCAAGCAAAAAGAUACCACCCGGUCAAGCGGAAAUAGGAGGUUGAUCGGAGGGCUAACCAGACGAGAGAUCUGGACCCGAAUUGCAGCCUUUCUAAUCAAACAGGGGCAGUAUAAUGAUGCAAGGGAGUUACUGGAAGAGGCAAGAAGAAGCGCAGAAGGUUUUAAAGACGACCACUGUUUGGCCCAGAUUGAAUUCAACAGUGCCGUUUUAGCCUACCAAGAAUGCGACUGGGGCACUGCUAUCUCUCAUUUAGAAAGAAUUCAGAACUUGGAAGGAUCGUUGGAGUUUUGGUGCAAGGUAAUUGCACUGAAGGUUGAUGCCUACUACCGCUCCUUAGCGAUACCGACAACAUUCCAGUGUCAUCCCGAGAUUGCCUCCUCAGACAAGGCAUUAGAGAUUUUGACGUCAUCAAUUCGUCUCCUUGACGACCUCAGCAGGAAGAGUCCCAACAGAUUCUGUCAGAGCGUGUAUGUGAAAGCAGUUUUGCAUGCAAAGCUAGCUGACUAUAUUCUCAAAACGAGUAGCGUCAUUGAUGACAAGAAAAAUCAGGAAAUAUUCCAGUUGUUGGAUGAAAGUCUUGAAAAUUUCACAAGCCUUGGUUGCAAUCGAGAGGUCUUAAGAAUACUUAAGUCGCAGUGUAUCCUAUUGCAAUCAUCGAUUUCGUCAAGUAGUCGUGAAAAGAGAAAAACAGUUUUAAUCCAGUGUUUUGAAAUCGCAAGAAAAGCAAUCGCAAUUGCAAAGAAAAAUGAAUCACGUGUUAAGAAGGCAACUUUUGAGAUUGGCAAUGCCUGCUUACCUGUUGAAAUGGAGCUCGCAGAGACAGUUCUGCAUGCAAUGAAAAUAGCCGUCACCAUUCUUGGUGAAGUGACAAAUGACAUACAGAUGCGGCAAGCAUCACAGUGCAGAAAGGGCAGCAUGAACAAGAUCUUAGAAGACUUUGUGUCCAUGACUCCUGCAUAUACAGAAAGUCAGCGAGACUGGAAUCUGGUUACCGGAUUAAUUGGUGAAGAAGCCCUCUCCUUGUUGACACAGAUCUACAAUUCCAAAGAAAAAAUUCCUAAAUCUCAAGCAAAGGCGGCGUUCUUCAUUGGAAAGUGUCUACAACAAUUGGCUCUACAAAUUUUUCCUGGCCUUGAGGAAUACACUCCGGCGUUGCAGCAAGGAAGCGAGAAGGCUAGUGUGGCCAACAUAGCAAUAACUGAAAAAUUUGAUGACAGUGAAGCAGUAGAUAAUCUAACUGAUUUAGAUGUGCUAUCUUCAAUGGACUCAAGGAAAAGACAGAAGGCUUUGCAAAUUAAGAAAAACUACGCAGAGUAUGCUAUGUUUAUCACUCAAGCUGUUGAGUUCUUAACCCAAGCCUGUCAAAUAGGCCUGAGAAAUGGCUGCAAGGACAUCAUUGCGCAUGCGUCAUACUCAAUAGUACAGUGCAUUGGUAAUCGUGAUCCGGCAACUUCCCUCCAUUAUCUGGCUUUGUACCAGAGUGCCUCUGCAGCAAUCACUCUAAGUGACACAGCCCAAAGAGUGUUGACGGAUCCGCACACAUCUCGUAUAGCUGGCCUAACUCAACAGAGAAAGAGCCUCAAUGACAUGGCGGUGAAUUCCAAUGAUUCUCUUGGUGUUCGUGCAAUCAAUCUAGAACUCCUCCAAACAGAAUCAGAGGCCUGGCGCAGACUGCAUAUCUCUCGCAAUCAUGUUGACAUCACUAAAGAAAUACCCUUUCCAGUAACUUUUGUAAUACUGCAGCAUUCUCCGGAUAAAUCCUUGCUUUAUGCAGGUGUCCUUGAAAAGCCUAGGGUAGGCAUGCCAACAGGGAAGAAGAAGGAUCAGACGGUUGGAGCCAAUCGAUCCCAUAUUUGCAGCACGCCAGUCAGCCAAGAGCUCCUCCUUAGUCUUAUCGCUAUGGCUGAGCAGUUCAAAAACGAUGUAUCCAGUUUUUUGCUACACAAAAAUUAUUUCCAGCAACAGACGCAGAAGCGAAAGGAAAUGCUUGGGUUGGUCGAACGGUCUUCGAACUCAAUCUCAAAGGAAACCUUAUUUCUAAAAGCCGAGCUUGAAAAUGAAGAAAAACAGCUUCAGACGCGAUUCGAUGAGAUGGUGGUGGCAAUGGAGGCAUACUGUGGCACCAUCAUCCCACAACUGCAGGAAUCCUUGACGCAAGAGCCGGCGGUGGAAAGACUAGUCAUACUUGCUGACGCAGACCUCCACAAAUUGCCUUUGGAAGCGUUGCCUGUCUUUGCCAACAGUGACAUUAGGUCGAUAUCGAGAGAUUUUUCUUUGCAAAUAUUUCAUCACAGGAUCACUCAAGGAGAGCUGGCAGAGCAACAAAAUGGCAAUGGUGACAGAAGCAAAGUUGCCAAGAAAGAAAAAGUUGAUACCAAAUCAAAAUCAGACAAGGCGAUGGGAAAUAACAGGAAAGUUAAGGGUAUGAAGGAGUUUGUGUUUGGCAAAGAUGGCAUAUACCUCGACCUCUCUAAUUUGAGAUAUAUUGUGGACCCCUCUUGCGAAUGGCCUUCAGGAGAUAAAGACGCUCCAAGUAGUGUGAUGUUAGAGUUGGUCCAACAAUUGAAAAACAAAGCUGCUAAGUGGACAAGUCUUAACGGUCAUGAUGACAUUCCAAGCGUUACGGAGAUGCAGAAAUUCCUACAAGAAAGCCAGAGUUGGAUAUUUUAUGGCUCCGAGAAUUUGCUAGCCCACAUUCCUCCUCACCUGCUGGCUCCAAUCUCUUUAAAUGACUGUCACUUGAUUCUUUUAAUGGAUAACAUGAGAACCAUCACUAGUGCUCUAAACCAAGGAAAACUAGAUGCCCAGAAGAGUCCGGCAGAUCUUGCUCUUGAAAGGCCUCUGGAUACUGCAAUACUUUUGAGCCUCUGCGGGGCUCCUUGCCUUGUUUUAAACCAAUGGCAAUGCGAGGCUCACAACAACAAGGAGAGAUUACACCAUCUCAUUUUAGGUAUAUGCGAAAAGACAAAUACUGUCGGACAGGCAUUACAGUCCUCCAGAUGUACAUCACCUGGAUCUGCGAAACAAAAAGUUGCACAUGAAGACGAUUCCAUCUCGGAAAAAGCUAAUUCUAGCCAAGGAAAGCGGAAAAUUCUCCAGCACAGAAGCAGUAGACCAGAAAGCCUUAGAAGUAAUAAAGUCUCUUCGGCGGGUAGUCAAGGUAGGGGCGAGAAACUGAGCAAGCUGAAACCAGAUGCAAUAAUUAAUGAGCAAAACGAAGGCAGCGAUGGUAUUGCGACAGGGGACCCUACUCGCCGGCUGUUUACAUUUGAGCUGUAUAAUACCGUUUUGUAUGGUUUGCCAAACUUCACUACCACACUGCAAAGUGGUGGUUCCUGAAAGGGAAUUUUGUACGCCUGCAACUGUCGUUCUCAACGUUUUGCAUAUAACUAUAAUUUGCUUUCAGAUUUAGUUCCUCGAUGAUUCUUGGAAAUUCUCCGAGGGUCAAUGCUGUUUCAUACAGUGAUAUUCUCAUUCUGUGCCAUUCAUGACGUUAUCUUUGCAAAUUAAAGAUUCAGUUCAUCCCAUAAAGGUGUAUGUUGAGUAUCUUUCGUAGAAACUGCUGUAAAUUAAAUAAGGCUUAAUCUGACAGUAGCGAGAUUUACCUGAAAUCAAGGGUUUUCGCCUGAUGUAUUUCUUGAAGAUCUCCUUCGUUUCGUUUGAUGUUUAUCUGCUUUUGAUAGCUGAUUGAGCUGUUGUUAGGAGAGUUUCUACACAAACAAUUUCAGGGAGGUUGUAAAGUAUGACAUGCAGUGGUUUUUACACCUGCUGCCUUCAAGGGAUCGUAAAAACCUUUUAGCGAUGAUUUUAUUAGGUUUAGGCCUUCAGCAGUUGUCAUUACAAUACAAAGGUGCUCGUCUUUCUUCCAUCUUUUAUUUGCAAACGUGGAGAGAUUUUUGGGUUAUAUCUCUUAAUUAUUGAUAUCUCUCAGGUAAUCCUAGAUUAUGAAACGAAAGAUCUGGAACAAAACUAAGAAUUUGGGCCAUUAUUGGUACUUAGUAGGACGUUUGGGAGCACGCGGCAGCUAAAUCGUCAAAGUAGAAAACCUGAUUGAAUCAGAUAAGAAUGUGUUAUAUUGUUGGGGAAAAUGUUCAAACUACUAUUGACAUCCGAUGACACUUCAUCCAUGCAUAUAAGAAAUCAAAUAUGCGGUCUCAGGGGAAUGUGUAAUGAAAGAAAGCAAUUUCAUUUGAAAAGCCUGACUCAUUCGGUCGGGACAUUGUGGCUGCUUUUAAUAAUAAUGAUAUGACAUUAUGGUUUAGAUAACGUUGUACUCGACGGUUCCUAUAAAUGGCCGCAUUGGUUUCCACAGUUUUCGAGAAGGCUUUUUUAAAUUUAAUUUAUUCACAACCUUAGGCGCUAUUGUGCUAGACACCCCCUUGUUCAUACAUUCUGACCUUCAAAAAUUUGUUAAGAGGUGUUUCCUUGACGGUGUCUCAAAAUUACACCUGUCUUUUGCUAUCAUUAAAAGUGUCUAUGCAGAGAAAUUUUACCUCCUGUUUUUUCUAGAGUUAUAUUUUCCCAUCUUUUCCGAUACGUUUGACACCAUAAUUGUCAUAACUUGACCAGCGAAAGUGUGUUUGAUCAGAGUUUUAAAUUAGGUAGCACUUGCGAAAACCAAGGCCAGUUUGUGACGUCAUGGUGUCUGGUCGACAGCAAGGAAACUGCGGUUGUACAUAAUUGGCAUUCGUUUAGUGCGAUCGUAUAAAAGCCGGUUUUGUCUGUUAAUUUUUUACAUAUUUUAGUGUACAUCGGAACAACGAUAGAUGUAGCCACUGGCAGUAUAUAAACAAUCCAUCGACAAACGUGUCUUUUCCGGCCUUUUCCAAACCCAACGAGUCUUAUUUAACGUGUGGAGAACACGGAGACAGAUAGAGAAAGAGACAGUGUGUUAUCUGUAGAAUUCUGGUAUGAACUCAACUAAAAUUACUCAAAACUUAACGUACUUUUAUAUAAAAAUCAAAAUGCUAAUUAAGGGUGUUGGGAUGAGGAAAGGAUGAUGCAAUGUGCUUAAGAAAGAUUUAGGCAUAGAACGGGAGACGUUGAGUCAGCAUGAUUUAUAGGAGUGGAGCUGUAAACAGUGGUGAAGGGAAUGUCCUAUGGUAUGCGAUGCCGUGAACAACGUAGAGGGAUGUCAUGACGAUGGCAUGCCCGAUAAAUUAGUAGUAAGUGAGUGUAAAAUGGCCUAAGAAUGGUCACUUCAAUCUAUUUCGCGGAUGAGUCUGCAAAUGAUAACGAAGAAAUAAUGAUAGGGCCCAGGCCACCACCAUGACAGGGCCCAGGCCACCACCAUGACAGGGCCCAUGGCCGGGUGGCCAAUGACAGGUAGGCGAUUUUACUCUCGGUUACCCAGACCCUCUGCUUUCAAGUUAGGGGUAUGGGACACAGGCUACGUAUACCCUGGCCUGGUGCCAACGAAAUUUCUGAGACAGACAGUGAAUCGGGACGGACUACGGAGUUGUAAAUUUAGGUACGGACGAUCAGGGGCGAAACUUCACUAUUUUCAUUAGGGGGGUAUGAAGCUUAGUUGCCCGACGAAAGGGCGUGGCAUGCUUGAUGAAAGGGCGUGUCCUACAUAAACUUCAUUUUUAGAGCACAUCGCCUCAAGGGCUGAAAUCAUCGGGAAGCCCGAGAGAGGGUCUUUAGACUUAGGCUGUUUGUUUUAAGUCAAAAAAUAUGCCUCUAGUUUUUCUGGUGUUGGCUAUAAACAUUUGUUUCCGAAAAGCAAGCAUUUGUAAGGCCUGUCUUUUCUAUAAAAAAAAGUCUUCUUCACUUUCUAAAUCACCUAGCUAUUAAGAGAGCAAUUCAAAAAAGAGAUUGAAGUAGGGUCUCAAUUUUAUCAAAGUGGAACACCAAAACACAGCUUGGGAAUUUCGGAAUUUAGAAACAGCUACGCAGAUUACAAUGUUUCAACAAAAAAGAGCUUCAGUUGCAUUCUCUGAGUUUCAUUUUCAAUUUUCGGUUGCUCCGGAAGCAAUUUCAAUAUUUUUAGACACCCAAGCACAAAGUACGUAUAUUUAAAUUCACCAUAACAAAAUCCCUCAAGCAAAGAAAAGUUUUUUAUUGGAGGUAUUUUACAGGUAUACCUAUCAUCAAAGCUCAGUUUUCAUGUUUUCGUAAUCAUGGAUAUUGUUCAGAAAUAGAAUAAACUCGAAAGAUUUUUGCAUUUCAUAUCUUAACUACAAUUUCUUGAUAAAUUUUAUAUUAUUUCCCGCUUGAACUGAUUAAAACUUCCUGUUACUUGUUAUGGGUUAUUCAAAUUUUUUAGUUAAAAAACUUUGGCGUUUGUAUGACCAUUUUCUAGCGAAGGGUGCAAUACUUUCGACCCGUAAGUGUAAAACCUUAAGAUUUUGGGGCAUAACUCCUUAUGGAUAUGUAUUGUUGUGAAGGAGCAGCACGCGGUUAAUCCUUCACUCUUUCCUAGACCUCGAAGUUGCAUUAGUCAUUUGUUCACGCCACGUUGUAAUGAAAAGGUGUUCACGUUGGAUCUUGUUUAUUGUAAAUAGUUUUAUUAUGUUCCUGUUGAUGUUAUGAAAUGUUUAAAACCCAAAUGAUGUCUUCUUCAAAUGUCCUGACCUAAAUCUCUAAAACAUGUAUGAUUUCAUGAAUGAAAGUUUCAUACAUUUGGCAAAGAAAAUAUUGAUUGAUUUUUUCAAUAACUUAUUCCGAGAUGGUAUAUCCUCCAUGCUUUGAUUCAUGAUGCUUCUAAAACUGUCAGUGUUCUAUGGGCUCCGAGGCAGGAUGGAACGUUGGGGGGGCUUUUCAAGGGAAAAUUUAGAAAUCACAACAAAAGAUUUUGAAAAAAGCUCACUUGUUUUGCAAAAAGUAGGGGGGAGGGGUAUACACAGUGUUCAUUUCCUUCUCGCAUCAAACACACUUUACUUUCCGUCUAUACUUUUGCUGUCGAUCAAUACUUCAGACUUCAUCUCGAGGCGAAGAUAAACAUGUGCGCAUUGAGCUCCAGACGAAAGCGCUGAUCGGUGGACGGACGAAAGACAGAAAUGUAUAUAUGUUGCUGUUCCUUGCCUCGUUUCUGUUUUGUUUUCCCAACUGGGAGGAGAUUGAAAAAAAGUUGGGGGAAAAGACCAUGAAUUAAAAAACCAACCUAGGGCAAAAAGUAGCAAUAAAAGUGCGACCUAAAGAAAAUUUCCAGAUUUGCCCGACAGAUACGCUGGCAGCCAUAAAUUUGCCCGACAAAAUCUGCUUUUUUGAAGAUUGGGGGGGGGGGGGUGCAGCACCCCCCCCCCCAUACCCCCUCAGUAGUUUCACCCCUGCGGACGAUCAAUAUCAUAUCAUUUUGCGUUGCGUCUUUUGUUUCAGAGUUUCAUGCUAUUGUACCAAAGUGAGACUGAGAUACGAUAUUACCGUAUGUCAAGGUCUGUGACAAAGUACCCAACUCCAAAAAUAGAAUAAGGGGGCAAUUUUCAGUUGGGGUCUAUAUCCUAUCUUUUUUAGCGUAUCAAACUGUCUCUUAUUACCAAGUUUCUUUCAUGCUAUUCUAUCAAAGUGAGACUGAGAUUAGAUAAUACCGGCAAUAAAGGUCUAGGGCAAAGAGCCCCAGUCUAAAAAUAGAAAAGGGAGCAAAUUUCAGAUGGGGCCUAUAUCCUAUCGUUUUUAGUGUAUCAGACUGUCACUUGUUACAAAGUUUCAUGCUAUUGUACUUACAGCAGAGAUAUCGUAACAUCACCGCUAGAGUCUUAGGGCAAAAUAAUGCAAUUGCAAAAUGUGCAUACUUUGACAUUCAAUAUAAAAGAACCAUUUAACUUAUCGGAAUUCUGUCUUUGUUUAAUAACAAGGGCGAAGAAUUCUAUAGAUUCAUUCUAAAUAUUGAAAUGGUAAAUUUCGCUGCAUAGGUUGAAACUCCUUUCCCACAGUAACUAUAGAAUUCCAAAACUCCGUUA
Rhopilema esculentum is the source of this 13098-nucleotide messenger RNA. The record is from RefSeq and is a predicted model, not a curated record. NCBI's taxonomy places the organism in Eukaryota, Metazoa, Cnidaria, Scyphozoa, Rhizostomeae, Rhizostomatidae.